Molecule: messenger RNA, 222 nt
Organism: Fusarium pseudograminearum CS3096
Lineage: Eukaryota; Fungi; Ascomycota; Sordariomycetes; Hypocreales; Nectriaceae
Exons: 2
Coding region: 1-222 (73 amino acids)
Source: RefSeq, a predicted model, not a curated record
AUGCCUUUUUGCCCUGUGACAAGAUGCUCGCUAAGCGGCGGCGCAUAUAGUAACUCAGAUGUCUGUAACAAUCUCGUGGACUUUACGUUCUACGAUGACUUCUGUGACGUUUACAAGAACAACAAGCUCGCUACGUGCAAGCGGACGCCGAUUCAUGAUGAUAAAACAGUCGAUGAGUCCAAGUGCGACGUAUGCAAGGCAAAGGAUACACCUGCUCAAUAG